GGCCAGCCGCAGACACAUACCCUUCCUACAAAAACUAGUACUCCCCACAUCCACAUUCACCUUCACCUUCACCCUCACCCUCACCCUCCCUUCCUCUUUGCUUUGUAGCAUUCAAUGGGCACACUGGAUAUACAAACGCCCUCCAAAUCCACGGACCCAGAAAAGCACAUCCCCUCAGGUGGUGAACAUGCCGACGAGGAGGAGCUCUCUCCCAUCGAAGAAGUCCGGCUAACCGUGGCCAACACCGAUGACCCUACCCUCCCCAUAUGGACCUUCCGGAUGUGGUUCCUGGGCUUACUCUCGUGUGCCCUCCUUUCCUUCCUCAACCAAUUCUUCGCUUACCGUACCGAGCCCCUCGUCAUCACCCAGAUCACCGUCCAAGUGGCCACUCUCCCCAUCGGUCGUUUCAUGGCUUCCGUCCUCCCGAAGACCAAGUUCCGGAUACCCGGUUUCGGAUCUCGGACGUUCUCGGUCAACCCGGGUCCGUUCAACAUGAAGGAGCACGUCCUCAUUUCAAUCUUUGCUAAUGCUGGGAGUGCAUUUGGAUCUGGGUCUGCAUACGCUGUUGGUAUUGUUACCAUAAUCAAAGCCUUCUACCACCGCAACAUCUCGUUUGUUGCUGGCUGGCUUCUUAUUACCACUACGCAGGUGUUGGGAUACGGCUGGGCAGGGCUAUUGAGGAAGUACGUGGUGGAGCCGGCACAUAUGUGGUGGCCCAGCACCCUCGUUCAGGUUUCACUUUUCCGGGCUUUGCAUGAACAUGAGAAUGAGCGCAUGUCACGGGCAAAGUUCUUCCUGAUUGCAUUAAUCUGCAGUUUCUCAUGGUACCUGGUCCCAGGGUACCUCUUCUCAACACUCACAAGCAUAUCAUGGGUCUGCUGGGUAUUCUCCAAGUCAGUUACAGCCCAGCAGCUCGGUUCUGGCAUGCGAGGCCUUGGACUUGGAGCUCUGACACUUGACUGGUCUGCUGUGGCAUCUUUCUUGUUCAGCCCCCUCAUCAGCCCUUUCUUCUCCAUCGUCAACAUUUUUGCAGGCUACGUAUUGAUAGUUUACAUUGCAAUCCCAACAGCAUACUGGGCAUUUGACAUGUACAAUGCAAGUAGAUUUCCUAUUUUCUCAUCACACUUGUUUACAGCCCAAGGUCAAAUAUACAACAUAUCAGGUAUUGUAAAUGACAAGUUUGAGCUAGAUCUAGCAAAGUAUCAGGAGCAAGGACGGAUUCACUUGAGCAUGUUUUUUGCUCUCACCUAUGGCUUUGGAUUUGCCACAAUCGCAUCCACCCUCACACAUGUGGCAUUUUUCUAUGGCAGGGAAAUUUAUGAGCGGUAUCAUGCUUCUUACAAGGGCAAGGAGGACAUCCAUACCAAAUUGAUGAGGAGAUACAAGGACAUACCUACCUGGUGGUUCUACAUUCUGCUUAGUGUGACACUUGCAGUUUCCUUAGUACUCUGCAUAUUUUUAAACAAUCAGGUUCAGAUGCCAUGGUGGGGACUCCUCUUUGCUGCAGUCAUGGCCUUUAUUUUCACUCUUCCAAUCAGCAUCAUAACUGCCACAACAAACCAGACACCAGGACUAAACAUUAUCACGGAGUAUGCAAUGGGUCUAAUAUACCCCGGAAGACCAAUAGCCAAUGUUUGCUUCAAAACCUAUGGAUACAUGAGCAUGGCUCAGGCUGUCUCUUUCCUCAGUGAUUUUAAGCUGGGACACUACAUGAAGAUUCCUCCAAGAUCAAUGUUCUUAGUUCAGUUCAUAGGAACAAUUCUGGCUGGAACCAUCAACCUUGCGGUGGCAAUGUGGUUGCUAGACUCCAUAAAGAACAUAUGCCAGGAUGAUCUUCUUCCUGCUGACAGUCCCUGGACAUGCCCUGGAGACCGAGUCUUCUUUGAUGCAUCUGUUAUAUGGGGUCUGGUAGGACCAAAACGGAUCUUUGGGACACUUGGAAACUAUGGGAUGAUGAAUUGGUUCUUCCUUGGAGGUGCAAUAGGGCCAUUUAUUGUUUGGCUGUUGCACAAGGCAUUUCCCAAGCAAAAUUGGAUUCCUCUCAUUAACCUUCCAGUCCUUCUUGGAGCAACUGGAAUGAUGCCACCGGCAACACCAUUGAACUACAAUGCAUGGAUUAUUGUCGGAACAAUUUUCAACUUUUUCAUCUUCCGUUACAGAAAGCAGUGGUGGCAGAGGUACAAUUACAUUCUUUCAGCAGCAUUGGAUGCUGGCGUGGCUUUCAUGGGAGUGCUAUUGUACUUUUCAGUGGGCAUGGAAGAGAAAGGUUUGACCUGGUGGGGUACCGAUGGUGAACAUUGUCCAUUAGCAACAUGUCCAACAGCCAAGGGCAUAGCUGUUGAUGGUUGUCCAGUGAACUAACUUGAAUGCUUCUGUCAUACAAGAUUUUCGCUUCUAAUGUUGUGCAACAUAUACAAGUAGGAAUUACUAUGAUCGUGGGAUUUUAAAUUUGGACUAGAUAAAUGGUGGGGAUGUUAUGCAUUAUAGAAGUCAUAAUAUUUUGUGCAAA
Messenger RNA from Juglans microcarpa x Juglans regia, 2509 nucleotides. RefSeq names its product oligopeptide transporter 4-like. The record is from RefSeq and is a predicted model, not a curated record. The coding region runs from base 115 to 2361 and encodes 748 amino acids. The transcript has 6 exons. Gene Ontology annotation, molecular function: oligopeptide transmembrane transporter activity. Lineage: Eukaryota; Viridiplantae; Streptophyta; Magnoliopsida; Fagales; Juglandaceae. Gene Ontology annotation, biological process: transmembrane transport.